This is a messenger RNA of Cynoglossus semilaevis (tongue sole), 3054 nucleotides long. RefSeq names its product homeobox protein SEBOX-like. The record is from RefSeq and is a predicted model, not a curated record. The coding region runs from base 646 to 1629 and encodes 327 amino acids. The transcript is spliced from 3 exons. NCBI's taxonomy places the organism in Eukaryota, Metazoa, Chordata, Actinopteri, Pleuronectiformes, Cynoglossidae. Gene Ontology annotation, molecular function: DNA binding.
AUUGUUAACAGUACUCGGACUCUUAAAGUAUACUUUAAUGGCUGAUAUAGAACAAACUUCAUAAAAAACAAUGUAAAUGUAACUAAACGUAGUAACCCGGACUUAAAUCGCACAGAAAAUCUGUGACAUGAACUAAAAUCCACUGCAGUCUGUUAUUCAUUUUGGUCAGGAGUAAACAUUUUUUUUCCUAAGCUGUACUUAUAUAUAUUGUUCUGUAACUUUAUGUGAUUAUGCACAUAAUCGAAUAAACGUUGGGAUUAUUCUCUCUAGCAGCGUGGCUGCAGAGCUGUACCGAGAAUCAUGGAAGGUUCUCUCAGCCAUCACCAGGCAACAACAACAACAACAACAAAGCACUCCUCUUAUUCCCUGUAUGUAUGUAUGUGUAUAUAUAUAUAUGUGUGUGUGUGUGUGUGUGUCGUAUUUUCAGUCGUCGUCAUAAAGGCUGCGCAUGAGCCUUUAUGACGAUGACUGAAAAUUCACCAAAGCAGGCGUGAAAACACCUGGAUUAACAGAGUGGGUGGGUGAACGUGGGGGUGGUUCAUCUCAGCUCCUGUCUGUCGACUAUAAGAGCUGAGGUGAAAACUCCUCAUUUGUUGUUUUAUCUAUUUACUGACCUCAGCUGGCGACCUGUGUGUACUUGAAGUUAUGGCGUUGUUCAACGGCUCAGACUUUUCUAGAUUUAAGCAGGAGCAACAAAAAGAACUGAUGAAAUUUAAAGAUUUACACUUAGUGUUUGAAGAACAGGAUCACCGCAAAGAGCCGACACACCGAGGCCCAGAGACCCAGAGGAAGAGGAAGAGAACCAUCUUCAGCCGAGCACAGCUGUCACAGCUGGAGCAGGUCUUUGCGAUGACUCCUUAUCCAGAUAUCACUCUGAGGGAGAGGCUGGCAGCGCACACACACCUGCCGGAGAACAAGAUCCAGGUUUGGUUCCAAAACAGAAGGGCCAGAAGUAUGAAAGGAGAAAGGCUCUGCAGUUCCAUUAAGUCUGAGCUUGUAAAUAAAGGGACGACAGAUUCGUGCCGUGGAUCCGUGACUCCCUCUCUCCCCAUACCAUCGACCACACUGCAAGAUAUUUACAGACACGACCAGAACCAGCGUUCUGAUGAUGUGGGACACAUUUAUUCAGACUGGUACCCGUUUCACAGCCACCCAGUUCUGACUCCCUCGAGCCCAUCACCUCUUUAUCAACAACCCACAGUUGGCUCAUCCAGUUCAGAACCCUAUCCCUGGGAGGAGGAGGAGGAGGACCAGCCUCAGCCUCAGCCUCAGCCUCAGCCUCAGCAGCACCUGGGAGCAGCAGUGCACCAGUCCUUCUCAUCCCGACCGUAUCAAACUUUGAGGAGCUGCACGUUUCAGAGUUUGGUUCCGUCAGGAGCUCAUCAGCCUGGGUAUGGUGUGAGAUGUGGAGGUGGAGGUCAUGGCUCCGUGGACCAGGUGGGCCCUACACAUCCAAAGCAGAUGUACUGGGAAGUCCCUCAGGGGGGGCAAGGACACCAUCACCACCACUACCACCACCAUCUCCGCCAUCAUAACCAUCAUACACAGAUGGCACCACAGACCUCCAUGGGAUAUAUUUCAGAUCUCAUCUACAAUGCUGCCAUAGUCACCAACUUCCUAGAAAGCUGAUGUUUGAUACGGCCUGGGCCACAUAGUGGAGAGUGGUUAAUGCCCUUACCUUACACCAGGUUUGAUCCCCAGUGUUUUUUUUUCUUCUUCUCCUGGUUCUUCUGUUUCUCUCCUGACCAGUAGUUUUUUACUCUGAGUGUAACCGGUUCCUCAUCUCUAUGGCUCUGUUUACACGGCGAUGAUACGACUGCUGUAGCCUCCAGAUACGGAGCGUUUACAUGGAUCUGGUGCAAACAAAAUGAGCGUCUAAACAGAGCCACAGAAUACGACUCCGUGUCACAGACUCGGAAACUGUCCACGUUGUACCCUGUCCUCACAUAUCCACAGCUGGGGUAAGCUCCAGCUCCCCCGUGACCCUAAAUAGGUUUUAGUGAAAAUAAGUUUGUUUUUGAUAUGGUUUAAAAUGUCACCUUUGACAAUGAUGAUAAUAAUAAUUGUCAAAUGUUGUGAAUUUCGACUCUUUCUGUUUUCUUCCUGCUUUGUAGUUGUAAUGUUGGUUAUUACUGUAUGUUUUUUGAAACAGGCCGUGACAGGCGAAACACCACAAAGGUUGUUUCUUGCAAUACCUUAUAGGCAUAUAUAUGUUUUACAAAUCUUACUGAAUUUCUUUUACUUUUUUUCCUGUUUUUUUCUUCUUAGGUUAGAAAAUGAUUAUUUUAUCACGGAAAAAUUUUAUCAAAGUGAAAAAUACGCAAUACAAGAAUAGAUUUAAAAUAUUAAAAAGCACUGAGGGCGCGACAGCCAACCCGCGAUAUAGCGAGGGACGACUCUAUACAUUAUAUAUUGUUUGGUGUUCGCCUUUUUCGUAAAUUCACCCAGUGUUUCCAAAGUUCUUCAUUCAAGCACUGGUUAUUUCAUAAUCUUGUUUUAAAGCUGUUCAGUAUAAUUCUACAGUAUAGGCAGGGUUAGAUGACCAGACUGAAUCUACCGCUGUAAAUGAAUCAUUUAGGGCUAAAAAGUAACUGAAACAUAUGAACUAAUUAUUAUUUCUUUCAUAAACAAGUGAAAUGUCUGAAUGACAUGCAGUAAGAUGUCGAUUGUUUUUGGCAGGUCGUUCUACUUCACUUUGCCUGCUGUGUUUGUGGCUCCUGUUUUUCCUGUUCUAAGCUGAACUGUGUCAUGUAACACUCUGACCCCACGAGUAUUAUCUUUCAAAACAUCCUGAUUAAAAUGAUUCCUCGUGCCUCAGAUACCAUGACAGGAAUUAUUAUCUUCUGUGUCAAAUUAUAGCGUAUAUAUAUUUUCUCAUAUCUCUUUGGCCUGUAUCGGCGAGGUCAGAUGGACGGAGGGAAGACAGAAAAAUGAAAAAUACUAAAUUAAAGACAGAGCUCAGGGUCUAUCUGCUUACAGGCUCAGUAAUUCUGCCGGGAUUUAAGUUUUGAAAUAUUACAUGAGAAGUAUAAUACACGGACAAAUAUGACAGAC